Molecule: messenger RNA, 809 nt
Organism: Alternaria alternata
Lineage: Eukaryota; Fungi; Ascomycota; Dothideomycetes; Pleosporales; Pleosporaceae
Exons: 4
Coding region: 325-546 (73 amino acids)
Source: RefSeq, a predicted model, not a curated record
GGUGACGAUGCACAACGACCCAUGCACAUUGUGCAGAGAGAACGCGCGAGAGCGAGUCGUCUCCUCCGUUUCGGAAGAUUGCAGACUGAUGCGGGCGUUACAAGCGUGCCGCAAGACACAAGAGUUGCGCUAGUGAUAUGGAACUUGGUGUACCGAAGCCGCCCGGGAAGCAUUGGAGCUAUAAAGACGCGUGUAGGGCCUACGUGGAAAUGCAUCACGCUUUCCAGCCCGUUUCUUUAGUGCUCUUCACUACACUCGUUGGAUCUUUCAGCCUAUUCCUGUUUGCUUUCUUCUUUCGACACUUCGUCCUCGUUCGCUCCAAACAUGUCAUCUAAGACUCAGUUGCAACACCGCCACCUGCCACGAAGCGUUAUGUGGCUGCACGCGCCCAUUGACAGAUUCGCCAUUCCUUGUAUGAGCGACGCCGAAGGUAUCACCACCAUGCCGGUACCUGGUCGUCGCUGCCCUGCCUGUCUCGAGCGUGGAGACACUGUCUGGGUGGUUCCAGGAAAGUGCUGCGCGCAGUGCGGUACCCCCGUCAACUGAUGAGGACUCCCCACGGACGAAGGUCGCUUCCAGACUUGAGAUUUUGCUUGCUUUCAGCGGUCGGUAUGGCCCGCAUAGAGUGACUUCCGCAUAUUGCGCUUGGGGGUUGUUAGUCUGCAUUUUCGAGUGUUGGUCUGGCAACGUUGUACUUGUACUUGGAUUGGCGAGUUUGUAUUCAUAUCCGAUGGUGGCUUGCAAGCUGGUGCUGUUAUGGACACUAGAUUCGAGCUUAAUAAAUAUGUGCCAGCCUAAUGCCAUGAAGC